This is a messenger RNA of Doryrhamphus excisus (bluestripe pipefish), 2946 nucleotides long. It is a transcript of the gene bri3bp, whose product is annotated as bri3 binding protein. Gene Ontology annotation, cellular component: mitochondrion. The record is from RefSeq and is a predicted model, not a curated record. Lineage: Eukaryota; Metazoa; Chordata; Actinopteri; Syngnathiformes; Syngnathidae.
CGUUCAAGUUACACGGGAAACAUCAGAACCGUCUACUAUUUAGACGUAUAGUACCGUAUUCGCGAUACUCAAUUUCACACUUGAAACUACACGUUAAUUUUACUUAUUCGAUAAAGUACGUCUCGUUUAAGAGCUGAGCUAUCACUUUUGUACCGCCUUGAAAGCCUCCCCGUUGUUGGGAUGUAGAAGCUGAAAUCUACAACGUCACUUUAACGCGUCACUUGACAUCCCAGCAGAGCGCUGAGCGCCAGCAGCCAAGACGUCCGCAGGAGGGAAGGCAGCUAUCUUAAACGAAUCUGUUUGACUAAUAUUUUCCUCAUUUACACCACAGGCUGCCAUGAAAGCAACUACAUUGUCCUUGCUUUUCUUGCUGCUUUCCGCGUCGGUGCUCUCGGCAGCGGAAGCGGCCAGAGGCCGGGCCAGCAGCAACCAGAACAGCUUCCGACGGGCGGCUAACGGCGUCUACCAGACCCUUAGCAAUGUGUUCGGGGAGGACAACAUCCGAGGCCUGUACAAGUUUUUCUCCAAAGCAACAGAGCGCUUUGUCCAUGGAGUGGAUUCCUUCCUUGACACGGUCUGGAAGAUAUGGUCCGAUCUCCUGGAUGUGAUGGGCAUUGAUUCGUCCAACCUCAGCCACUACUUCAGCCCAGCAUCCCUCAGCAGCUCACCGGCGCGCGCCCUCCUCCUGGUGGCUGGCGUCCUGGCGGCGUUCUGGUCCCUCUCCAUGUUCCUGGGCGGCGUCUUCUACCUGCUGCACGCCGUCUUCGGACGAUUCUUCUGGCUGGCACGUGUCGCCCUCCUGGCUCUGUCCUGCCUCUACGUUUUGCAGAAGUUCGAGGGUGACCCUGAGCGAGCCGUGCUGCCGCUGUGCGUCAUCAUGGCGCUCUACUUCAUGACGGGGCCCGUCGGCGUGUACUGGCGGCGUGGCGGCGGAGGCUCGCUGGAGGAGAAGAUCGACCACCUUGACACCCAGAUCCGGCUGCUCAACAUCAGGCUGAGUCGGGUGAUAGACAGCCUGGAGCGAGUGGAGUAGAAAACCACCGUCUCCCAACGCCUCUCUCGGUAGUUACGUCAUCUUUUCUUAUUUUUUAACAUGCUUGAAUGAAAUCUGAACAAAUCAUCAAAAACAACUUUUUGAUGCCUCCAGCAUUUCAAAAUGUGGGAAGAGAAACUCACCUGUUGGGUUUUUGAAGCUGCCUCUUUUGUGUUUUGAAAAUGUUAUUCCACAAAACGUUGAAGCCGGUGACAUGUACUACAGAGUGUACAAAUACCACGGCCAAUAAGUACAUUGAUUGUUGGUGAUAGUACUGUUUUUAUUUAUUGUGUUGUCAUUCCUGUAUCUUGUCCUGUAGUGUUAGCAGUAGCAGUAGUAGUUUUAACCCUAGGACCCUCUGGGUGUGCUUCACCUGUACCUAUGUGGGCUAAAAUAUUGGGACACAUCACCGGCAGGAAAUUGGAGGUAAAUUGGACCACUUUGUAGGAGGAAAUAUGCCAUUAUAAUUGAUGGAUUAUUGGAUUUAGAGCAGUGGUUCUCAACUAGUUUGGCUGCGGGACCCACCAUCGCCCCUCAAAUUGCAAAAGUUUUUCAACUCAAACUUCUCAAAUAUGUUCUACGCUCUUCUACAGAAGAUAUCUGCAGCAAAUCCCCAGUCCAUGUUCUUCCCUUCCCACUCAAGCCAUAAACAUGGCAGACACCUCCAUGGAGGCUUAGCAAGCAAAUAGCAAGACAAGAAUACAAGGUGCAUUCACGGACAUUGGGUCAUUAUUACAAGACCGCAACCCACCAGUGAGUGGAGAAUGAGGGUGUGUGUCUUCAGUAGUUCAGUCCACAUAGUGAACAGUGUAAUAUAUUGCAUCACCUCUUCCAUCUCAGCAUUGUAUUAAGACAGUAAUCUCAGGGACAUAAUCGGACAAUACACGUUCAAUUCCCAAUAACUUUCCCCAUCAGUGUCUCUAAAGUUGCUUUCAAUGCCCGUUAGAGCAACUUUGUUUCAGCAUCAGUGGGGUUUCCUUUGUAUUUCUGUCCCUGUUUUUCACUAAUGACAUUCACUUUGAGAUAUUCUGGACUUUUGAUGCACCGUUUUGUCCACAUCACCCAAAUAUUGAGGAAUAAGACCUCCACCGAGGCCAAAGAAGCAACUAUUUACACACUCCUGUGUUCAUUCAUUUGAGCGAUAGGAUUUAAAAUUAUGAGAUUCAAGUCCAGUUCCGAUAAUUCAUCAUUAAGACGGGGGUGGAGGUCAUGCAUUUAGAGUCAGCAGUUUAUUGCACUAAGUACUGAACUAUUAUAAUGUAAUGCAAUACUCUGUUUGGGUCUCUUAGCUUCGCUGAUAUGAAGGAAGAACUGUAAAAAAUGUCAUUUGUGGGAAAGAAGGUGUUGAAGCUCUUAUUUCUGUUGCAAGUGCAUGUUUUAGUACUCUUUAACAGCAGCAUGUGGUGUUUUUUUAUAUAGAGUAAGGUGACUUUAUGAGAAAGAACCUUUUUAAACCCGAUUUGUGGAGACAUGCAUUAAUGAGUAGUGUUACACUGUGAAAGGUUCACUUUUACAUAAGGUUGUGUGCAUUUUUUAAUGUUUUUUUUUUUUUUUUUUUAAGUCUUCAACAGUGUUGGGGAAACUUUAAGCCGUAUAGAUAAGAUAACUUGCUGGCAAAUCCACUUGAACGUUAUUUAUUCAUCAGAAAUCCUUAUCCUGAUGUCAUAUUUAGCCUUUUUUCCUGUUUAAUGUGCCAACUUGAAUCAUUUUUUUAUUCUAUCAGUUAAAAUGCAAAACUUGUUUUCCAAAUUGUUUACUUAAGAUAGCAUAUGUGGAAAAUUGAACAAAUGUGAUUUGUGUGUGUUUGCGUGUGUGCGUUUAUAUGCAAACAUGUUGGUAGCCAAUCAGAGCUUCUGUUUCCGUGUGUCCAAAUCUGAAUUAAUUAUCUUAUUUCAGUGAAUUAAAAUACCCAA